AUGUCUUCAGACAAAGCCAAUCAGAAGCCCUCGCUGAGCAAAUCAGGACUCCAAAGCCAUGGAAUUCAUUUUAUCGAGAAGGUGCACCGGUUUGAGGAGUUGGAAGAUUGGAUACAGCCAAUAAGCUACCAACUAACACGAAAACGAAAAAACCCCCCAAAGGAGGCAAAUAAGUGUUUCAGAAGAGAAUUAAGAAAAUUCCAAGCUUCGGGGCAGGAUCGCGACGAAGCCUUUGAAGGUGACUGGAGCUUAGGGCCCGGCAAGACAGAAGAAGGAUUGGCUUACCCUGAGCAAGUGUCUGAACACGAAGACGUUCUUUGGAAUGAAUUCCCACGGUGGGCUAGAUUGGACCCAGAGAUUCAACGACCGACACAACCAAAACCCGACCUUACCUAUGCCUUCAAAAUCAUCGAAACAGCCGCUGAGCUGUACCCAAAGUACAAACAUGAUCCUUAUGUGGAGAGCUUCUCCUUACCGUGGCUCAGUGAGCUGCGCAACAGGAAGAAAGGUAGCGUAAUCUCAUCGCCAACGACAAAGCUACAUCAGGUAGCCAAGAAUAAAAGGGUGACAUUGGACGCUAAACAUCUGAUGUGCUUCCCAUGGGCCAUUGUCGAAGUCAAACAUGGUACAGAGAGACCAGUUACGAACGACGGACACAUGAGACAAAACAAAAGUAAUGGGAGUCAACAUGAGAAGAGGAAGCAAUUCUGCUAUUGUCAAGCGGCAAAUGCGUCCGCAGCGGGGCUGACUCUGAGAGAGGACUUGGCUGUGACGGCUAAAGACAACUCCAGAUUGCAUGAUGCUCUUGUCAUGUUCUCUUUCACUUGCGUUGGCCCAACUGUUAAGCUCUGGAUCACCUAUCGGGAGAAGCCAGUAAAGUGGGUGUACCUUCGCAUUAAGCCUGAGAUCUCCAGGUGGAUACGUAUUGUCCACGAGGAUCCCCCACAGACGGUUUCUCUGACACCAAGCGGCGAUGCGGUGGUGCAGAGAAGGAGAGCUGUUUCUUGCGAGCCACUGAGCGAAAGACUGGAUUUCGAAAGGUGGGAUCUACCAGCUCCAGUAGAGCGGCACCUUACCCCACGAGCAAAAGCAAUGCCUCCCCUACCACGUGGCAAGACAGCCCCCGAGUCUUUUGACAGGUGGAAAGCAAAAGCCAACGUCCCAAAGAUACAGCUAAACGGUUAUACCAAAUCGAACACGGGGGAGACCGACGAUAGUGCAGACGAGGGAUACUCUAGCGUCCACACGAGUGGAUGCGAAAGCGAGGAAGAUGAGAAAGAAAAGCUGUCUGCAUUCGUUUGCGAUGAUGAACCAUCCGAGAAUGACGAAUCCGACGCGUCAUACAUACCCCCCAGCUCAGAGGAUGAGAGCACAGAAAGUGAGAGUGCAGAAGAAGAGGAACUAGAUUUGCAGGUUGAUGAUCAUGACUCCAAAAGCGGCGAAGAUUCAAGCGCGAAUGAAGACAUUGAAGACCACGAUUUAUCUGACGACGAAGGAAGCUAUCACAGGUUGAACCAACAAUCGAGUGCGUUGUCAAGACUGGACGUGUAUUACACUCCAACAAAAAACCUUGAACAGAGGAACAUAUCAAAUGACCGGUCGAAGAAGGCUCAGAGCCCCUCUCAGCGGUCCCGUCGCUGUAGUUCGCGCUUCUGA
Molecule: messenger RNA, 1656 nt
Organism: Macroventuria anomochaeta
Lineage: Eukaryota; Fungi; Ascomycota; Dothideomycetes; Pleosporales; Didymellaceae
Exons: 3
Coding region: 1-1656 (551 amino acids)
Source: RefSeq, a predicted model, not a curated record